Messenger RNA from Pungitius pungitius (ninespine stickleback), 2815 nucleotides. RefSeq names its product retinol dehydrogenase 10a (gene rdh10a). The record is from RefSeq and is a predicted model, not a curated record. NCBI's taxonomy places the organism in Eukaryota, Metazoa, Chordata, Actinopteri, Perciformes, Gasterosteidae. Gene Ontology annotation, molecular function: oxidoreductase activity, acting on the CH-OH group of donors, NAD or NADP as acceptor. Gene Ontology annotation, cellular component: lipid droplet. The transcript is spliced from 6 exons. The coding region runs from base 385 to 1407 and encodes 340 amino acids.
GACGGGCGCUCACGUCUCAGUCCUAUUGGGUCCAGCAUCGACGGGAGGACUGAAUAAAUAGCGAGUGGGACGCGAGUGAGGAUGAGAUGAGUGGUGGAGCAGCAGAGGAAGUGGGAGGCACAGUAACCGGACUCUGACUCAACGGCGUCUGAAUUCUCCUUUCGCUCUCAAGUUGCGCUGCUUCUUUGCCCACUUUUUGCGCUCCAGCCGCUGUCAAUUUUUUCUUCUUCUUCUUCUUUCUUCUGUCCUACCUGCAUCGUGGCCCCUUAAGUUGUGUCGGUGCCCCUCUGCCCACCUAUCUGCUGCGAACCCGUUUUAAAGGGAGACACAUUCCCCGCGCUGCUUCCGCCGCUCAUUCGAAUUGAAUUCGAAAGCACGGCCACUAUGAUGAUAAUUUUCGCGGAGUUCUUCGUGGUCAUCUUGAAGGUGCUCUGGGCUAUUGUGACUGCCGGGACUAAAUGGGUUGUGCGGCCGAAGGAGAAGAGCGUGGCGGGACAGGUGUGCGUGAUCACCGGUGCUGGAAGCGGCCUCGGGCGGCUCUUCGCCAAGGAGUUCGCCCGGAGGCGAGCGAUCCUGGUGCUAUGGGACAUAAACAGCCAAAGCAAUGAGGAAACCGCGGAGAUGGUGCGGCAGAUUUACCACGAGCUGGACACCCCCAUAACCAAAGACGGACCUGUUAGAGGGGUGGAGGAGGUCCCCCCCUUCCAGCCGCAGGUCUACACCUACGUGUGUGACGUGGGGAAGCGGGAGAGUGUGUAUUCCACAGCCGAGAAGGUGCGCCGUGAGGUGGGAAAUGUAGACCUGCUGAUCAACAACGCCGGCGUGGUCUCCGGCCAUCACCUCCUGGAGUGCCCCGACGAGCUGAUCGAGCGCACCAUGGUGGUCAACUGCCACGCGCACUUUUGGACCACCAAGGCGUUCCUCCCCAAGAUGCUGGAGCUGAAUCACGGUCACAUUGUGACGGUUGCCAGCUCCCUGGGUUUAUUCAGCACAGCUGGAGUGGAGGACUACUGCGCCAGUAAGUUCGGUGCCAUCGGGUUCCACGAGUCACUGAGCCACGAGGUGAAGGCCUCAGAGAAGGACGGCAUCAACAUGACCCUGGUGUGCCCUUACCUGGUCGACACGGGAAUGUUCAAAGGCUGCAGGAUAAGGAAGGAGAUUGAGCCUUUCCUGCCUCCCCUGAAGCCAGAGUUCUGUGUGAAACAGGCCAUGAGGGCCAUCCUCACUGACCAGCCCAUGAUCUGUACACCUCGCAUCGUCUACAUGGUCAACUUCAUGAAAAGCAUCCUGCCCUUCGAGGCCAUCGUGUGCAUGUACCGGUUCCUCGGCGCCGACAAGUGCAUGUACCCCUUCCUCGCCCAGAGAAAGGAGGCCAUGAACAACAACGAGGCAAAGAACGGGAUGUAGGGGGCGCUGUUUGUGACGCGAGCAGAGGGACAUAAACCUGCGGAGCAUGAGGAAACAACCACUGACGAUGAAAAUGGGAGAAGAAGGGAGGAAGGAAGGAAGGAAGGAAGGAAAUGCGAAAAGACUGAAUCUAGACUUGUGCACUUGCGCGGAGCAAAUGCAAAGGUUUAUUAUAUUGUUCCUCUGGAACAAAGAAAGCUGUGUACUACACAAAUGAUUUAUUUGACUUUGUUUUGUCUUUUUAUUUUAUUUUUUGAGUUUAAAGAAACCAACAACUAUAUACUGUGUCACUAGUUUUGAAAUCAUACAGAAAAGCUAUCUUAUAAUUAACUAUUUACGUAAUGUAGUCACCAGCCUUAUUUAGUGUCAUUGUGGAACUAUACAGUAUGUUACUGUACAAACAGUAAAACAAAUGUUUUUUCACUUUUAUUUAAUUUUUGUAGACAUGCACUGUAAUUUCUGAUUUUUCUCUACACUGCCAGCAUUCUGUGCAGGAAGGUUCAACGCAGCAUUUCAAACCAUCCAACGUACCCCCCCCCCCCGAGCGGAGGCUCAGCAAAGGCUCUAAUUAUAGCUUGUGUUUAAAAAAGAAAAGAAAAAGGAAGAUAAAUGUCACAAUUAAAGUUUAUAAUAUGUUUUUACAUAAGUUACAGAUGUGCGGCGUACACGGUGUGUUGACGGUCAAGUGCACGGAUUCCCAAGGGGAGGUCUUGUUGUUUCGGGUCCGCAUUGACUGACCUCUCAAAUGAAAAAGCUGGCGAGGGAGUAAACAUCCGGGGUUGAACGAGCAUGUGUGACAUUCAGAAUGUAACGCUUUUGGGAGAGUUCGAGGGGAAAUGCAUUUAUUUCUCUCAUUUGUCUUUGUUUUCAAGAUCUGUGUCUGUUUAUAUUGUAUCUGUUACCAAUAUUUGUUCAAAACCAACAACGUAGGCCGUAACUCCAAGCAGACCGCCGUCCCGACACCGAUGUGUGUGUGUGUGUGUGUGUGUGUGGUCAAGGGAGCCGUUUUAAAAGACACUAGCUUUCCAUUAUCCUUUCCAAAGUAAAACUUUAACUCUCCUAUUCAUUGUCCAGUUAAAGUGAAAUGUAAAUGUUUAAAUGUUGUGAACACCCCCAGUAUCCCAAAUGACUGUCUCCACCAUAUUUGAUGUAUGACUAUUUUAUAUAAACUUUGGGAUGACAAGAGUUUCAGAAUUUCAACUACAUUCCAAUAGGCUUCAUCCCUUUGAGUCACACUGAUGAGCCUAAAUUCUCUACCUCUUGAGUUUUUUUUUUUUUUUUGACAGUAUGACAUAAGCCUUUUUAUUUUGUAAUUUUCUGAAGACUGCUCCAUUGUAGAGCAAAUGUGGUUCCAAUGUUUAGUGUCUCUACCUAACUUAAAUUAAUAAAAGUGAUUUAGAUUAUUAAA